GGCGCGAGCUAAGCCGGAGGCAGCGGAGGAGGGCAAGGGGCGGGGAGCGCCGCCCGGAGCUCGGCAGGUGAGCGGCGCCUGUACCGGGGUCCCGGCUCGGGGUCCGGGCUGGGGAGGGGAACCUGGGCGCCUGGGACCCGCCGAUGCCCCCUGCCCCGCCCGGAGGUGAAAGCGGGUGUGAGGAGCGCGGCGCAGCAGGUCAUACUGAACAUUCCAGAUACCUAUCAUUACUCGAUGCUGUUGAUAAAAGCAAGAUGGCUUUGAACUCAGGGUCACCGCCAGGUGUUGGACCUUACUAUGAAAACCAUGGAUACCAACCGGAAAACCCCUAUCCUGCACAGCCCACUGUGGCCCCCAAUGUCUACGAGGUGCAUCCGGCUCAGUACUACCCGUCCCCCGUACCCGAGUACACCCCGAGGGUCCUGACGCAUGCUUCCAACCCCGCCGUCUGCACGCAGCCCAAAUCCCCGUCGGGGACAGUGUGCACCUCAAAGACUAAGAAAGCACUGUGUGUCACCAUGACCCUGGGGGCCGUCCUCGUGGGAGCUGCGCUGGCCGCUGGCCUGCUCUGGAAGUUCAUUCGCCUCUAUGGACCAAACUUCAUUCUUCAGGUGUACUCAUCUCAGAGGAAGUCCUGGCACCCUGUAUGCCGAGACGACUGGAAUGAGAACUACGGGCGGGCAGCCUGCAGGGACAUGGGCUAUAAGAAUAGUUUUUACUCUAGCCGAGGAAUAGCGGAUAACAGUGGAGCCACCAGCUUUAUGAAACUGAACACAAGUGCUGGCAAUGUCGAUAUCUAUAAAAAACUGUACCACAGUGAUGCCUGUUCUUCAAAAGCAGUGGUUUCUUUACGCUGUAUAGCUUGUGGGGUCCGCUCAAACUUAAGCCGCCAGAGCAGGAUCGUGGGCGGCCAGAACGCGCUCCCGGGGGCCUGGCCCUGGCAAGUCAGCCUGCAUGUCCAGAACAUCCAUGUGUGCGGAGGCUCCAUCAUCACCCCCGAGUGGAUCGUGACAGCUGCCCACUGCGUGGAAAAACCUCUUAACAGUCCGUGGCAAUGGACGGCAUUUGCGGGGAUUUUGACACAAUCUUCCAUGUUCUAUGUAAAAGGACACCGAGUAGAAAAAGUGAUUUCUCAUCCAAAUUAUGACUCCAAGACCAAGAACAAUGACAUUGCGCUGAUGAAGCUGCAUACGCCUCUGACUUUCAACGAGGUGGUGAAACCAGUAUGUCUGCCCAACCCAGGCAUGAUGCUAGAGCCGGAGCAGCACUGCUGGAUUUCUGGGUGGGGGGCCACCCAGGAGAAAGGGAAGACCUCAGACGUGCUGAACGCUGCCAUGGUGCCUCUCAUUGAGCCGCGGAGAUGCAACAGGAAAUACGUCUACGACGGCCUGAUCACACCAGCCAUGAUCUGUGCCGGCUUCCUGCAGGGGACCGUUGAUUCUUGCCAGGGUGACAGUGGAGGGCCUCUGGUCACUUUGAAGAACGAUGUCUGGUGGCUGAUCGGGGAUACAAGCUGGGGAUCUGGCUGUGCCCAAGCUAACAGACCAGGAGUGUACGGGAAUGUGACCAUCUUCACGGACUGGAUUUAUCGACAAAUGAGGGCAGAUGACUAAUCCUCAUGGUCUUUGUCCUUGACAUCGUUCCACGAGAAAACAAAGCGGCUGGUUUUGCUUCCCCGUGCGUGAUUUACUCUUACAGAUGAUUCAGAGGUCACUUCAUUUUUAUUAAACAGUGAACUUGCCUGGCUUUGGCACUCUCUGCCAUUCUGUGUAGUCUGCAGUGGCUCCACUGCCCAGCCUGUUCUCCUUAGCCCCUUGUCCACAAGGGGUGAUGGCCGGCUGGUUGUGGACACUGGCGGUCAAGCGUGAAGGAGAGGGGUGGAGGCUGCCCCACUGAGAUCUUCCUUUUGAGUCCUUUCCAGGGGCCGCUUUCGGAUGAGCAUGGAGCUGCUGCCUCUCAGCUGCUGGACGGCUUGAGAUGGAAAAGGAGAGACGUGGAAAGGGAGACAGCCAGGUGGCACCUGCAGCGGCUGCCCUCUGGGGCCACUUGGGUAGUGUCCCCAGCCUAGUUCUCCACAGGGGGUUUUUGAUGAUUGGUUCUUAGUGCCUUAGCAGCCCCGGAUGGUGGCUGGAAAUAAAGGGACCAGCCCUUCAUGGGUGGUGACGUGGUAGUCACUUGUAAGGGCAACAGAAACAUUUUUGUUUUUACAGGGUGAGAAUGUAGACAGUGCCCUUGGUGCAAGGGAAGCAAUUGCACAGGCACUUGCCCUGAGCACUCCUGGUGCAGGUCUCCACCUGCACAUUGGGUGGGGCUCCUGGGAGGGAGACUCAGCCUUCCUCCUUAUCCUCCCCGACCCUGCUGCCAGCACCCUGGAGAUUACACAUGCCCCUUGGUCCUGGCAGGGGGCCAAGUCUGGCACCACGUUGGCCUCUUCAAGCCUACUAGUCACUGGAAAUUGAGGUCCAUGGGGGAAAUCAAGGAUGCUCAGUUUUAGGUACACUGUUUCCAAGUUAUGUUUCUACACAUUGCUACCUCAAUGCUCCUGGAAUCUUAGCAUUUGAUGUCUCCAAGUAGUCCACCUACAUUUAACUCUUUGAAACUAUCAUCUUUUUGCCAAGUUUGAGUGGUGGCCUAUUUGAGAUACUUUGACAAAAUGAUUGGCUUCUGACUUUAUGUUCUAUAAAUGAAUGUGCUGAAGGAAAGUGCCCAUGGUGGCGGUGAAGAAGAGAAAGAUGUGUUUUGUUUUGGACUCUCUGUGGUUCCUUCCAAUGCCGUGGGUUUCCAACCAGGGGAAGGGUCCCUCUUGUAUUACCAAGUGCCAUAACCAUGAGCACUACUCUAGCAUGGUUCUGCCUCUUGGCCAAGCAGGCUGGUUUGCAAGAAUGAAAUGAAUGAUUCUACUGCUAGGACUUAACCUUGAAAUGGAAGGUCAUGCAAUCCCAUUUGCAGGAUCUGUCUGUGCACAUGCCUCUGUAGAGAGCAGCAUUCCCAGGCACCUUGGAAACAGGUGGCACUAUAAGGUGCCUGCUCCCCAAGACACAUCCUAAAAGGUGUUAUAAUGGUGAAAACGUCUUCCUUCUUUAUUGCCCCUUUUUAUUUAUGUGAGCAACCAUUUGUCUUUUUUGUAUCUUUUUUAAACUGUAAAGUUCAAUUGUGAAAAUGAAUAUCAUGCAAAUAAAUUAUGCAAUUUUUUUCAAAGUAAUUACUGCAUCUUUGAAGUUCUGCCUGGUGAGUAGGACAAGCCUCCAUUUCCUUGUAAGGGGGUGAUGUUGAGGCUGCUGGUCAGAGGACCAAGGUGAGGCAAGGUCGGUCUUGGCGCUCCUCUGGUUGGUGCCCUCAGUUCCUGAAGCCUGUCCUGUUGGAGAGGUCCCUCAAAUGACUCAUUAUUAUUCUGUUAGUCUGUUGCCAUGCUCCUAAUAAAGACAUACCCAAGACUACAA
Cercocebus atys (sooty mangabey) is the source of this 3440-nucleotide messenger RNA. It is a transcript of the gene TMPRSS2, whose product is annotated as transmembrane protease, serine 2. Gene Ontology annotation, molecular function: serine-type endopeptidase activity. The coding region runs from base 144 to 1613 and encodes 489 amino acids. Gene Ontology annotation, cellular component: membrane. Gene Ontology annotation, biological process: protein autoprocessing. The transcript has 13 exons. NCBI's taxonomy places the organism in Eukaryota, Metazoa, Chordata, Mammalia, Primates, Cercopithecidae. The record is from RefSeq and is a predicted model, not a curated record.